This is a messenger RNA of Silurus meridionalis, 4327 nucleotides long. RefSeq names its product glutathione hydrolase 7. NCBI's taxonomy places the organism in Eukaryota, Metazoa, Chordata, Actinopteri, Siluriformes, Siluridae. Bases 166 to 2208 code for a protein of 680 amino acids. The transcript is spliced from 15 exons. Gene Ontology annotation, cellular component: plasma membrane. Gene Ontology annotation, biological process: glutathione catabolic process. The record is from RefSeq and is a predicted model, not a curated record. Gene Ontology annotation, molecular function: glutathione gamma-glutamate hydrolase.
CCAUCACUAUACUGUGCCCAUGCGGAAGAAUGCGCAUGCGCGGUUACCUCCACGCCCGCACCUGAGGAAAAGGAUGUUGCGCAUGCGCAGUCGCAAAUCAGGAAUUGGUGAUUCAGGAGCUGCCGGUUUGUUGUUGUCGGUGUUGUUGUAGUUAUUUCAGGGGUGAUGUCCGCCUCCUCAGCCGAGGCUCUGGCCGCGUACUCCAGCGGUAAAAUGGCUGAUAAGGACGCAGGCCUGGAGACUGCCCUCGGCAGCGCGUAUUCCCCGGUGGACUACAUGAGCAUCACCAGCUUUCCACGCUUGCCCGAGGACGACGUGGUGAUGGCCGCGGAGAGCGGCCUCAAGUCCCGCAGAGACGAGGACAAUUUCCUGGGUGAACAGGACACAGACCCGGAUUUGUUUCUGAAGUCGGCUCGUCUGCAGCGUUUGACCUCAUCUGCAUCGGACCUGGCCAGUCACGAUUCUUCUCCCCUGAGAGAGACGAGGCGAGACCCUCUGGCGGAGGACUGCGCCUGUACACGAGACGGCCUCACAGUCCUCAUCACAGGCUGCCUGACCUUCGCCACCGGGGUCACCAUCGCCCUCAUCGUGCAGAUCUAUUUAGGAGAGCCGCAGAUCUUUAAUCAGGGUGCCGUGGUGACAGACGUGGCUCACUGCACGUCUCUGGGGUUUAAUGUUCUGAGUCAGCGAGGUUCCAGCGUAGACGCUGCCAUCGCCGCUGCUCUCUGCUUGGGCAUCAUCCACCCCCACACCUCAGGCAUCGGCGGUGGAGGAGUGAUGCUGGUCCAUGACAUUCGGAAUAACGAGAGCCGCAUCAUUGACUUCCGUGAAACGUCGCCCUCUGGCCUGCAGGAGGAGAUGCUGCAGGACCUACAGCAGAAGCCGGGUCUCAUGGUGGCAGUCCCGGGCAUGCUCAGUGGACUGCAUCAAGCUCACCAGCUCUACGGAAAAAAGUCUUGGAAGGAGGUGAUCACCAUGGUCGCAGACGUCGCCAGGAACGGCUUCAACGUAACCCAUGACCUGGCGCACGCUCUGUCCCAGAUUAAGGUAGAGAAUGUCUCCAAGGCUUUUCUGGAGCUCUUCCUACCUGGAGGACAUCCUCCACUCUCCGGCCUCUUUAUGAAGCGCCAGGAUUUGGCGGCCAUUUUGGACAGAGUGGCAGCCAAUGGGAUCUCGGAGUUCUACGAUGGAAAUCUGACGCAGGAGAUGGCGUCUACGGUUCAGGCCAGUGGAGGAGUUCUGUCCGAGCUGGAUUUCAGUAACUACUCUACAGUCCUUGAGCAGCCGAUACAGAGCCGUUACCAAGGUUAUCAGAUCAUGGCUGCACCUCCUCCUCAUGCUGGAGCUGGCCUUCUUACAGCCCUCAACAUCUUAGAAGGUUAUAACAUCAGCAGCCAGACUCAGAAGAGCAGCACCCUCCACUGGAUUACUGAGACUCUGAAAAUCGCCUUGUCUCUGGCCAGUGCUCUUGGAGACCCCAUGUUUGAACCGUCUGUCUCUGAAGGUGUGGAUCGUAUGUUAAGUAAAAGUCAAGCUGCUCAGUUCCGGCAGAUGAUCAACAACUCGUACUCCUCUCCUCCUGGUCAUUACUCACCCAGCUAUGCUCUGGAGGAGGGCACAGGGGUCAGCCAGGUCAUGGUCAUGGGGCCUGAUGACUUCAUCGUCUCUGUUAUGAGCUCUAUGAAUCAGCCUUUCGGCAGCCGCAUCGUGACACCCUCAGGAAUCCUCCUGAACAGCCAAAUUCUCGACUUUUCCUGGCCCAACAAGAGCCAAAAUUCUGCUCCAGCCAAUCCGCACAACAGCGUUCAGCCUGGGAAAAGGCCACUCUCGUUCCUCAUGCCCACCGCCGUCAGACCCUCGCUGGGUGUCUGUGGUACCUACAUGGCACUCGGAUCCUCCAACGGUGACCGAGCGCUCAGUGGCAUCACACAGGUUCUGAUGAACGUCUUGUCUCUGCAUAAGAAUCUAAGCGACAGCCUGACCAUUGGACGUCUUCACCCUCAGCUCCAACCCAACACGCUCUUGGUGGACGCGGAGUUUCAGAGCGCAGACGUGGAGACGCUGCAGCAAAAAGGCCACAAUGUUCAGAGGGUGGAGGUCAUCUCACUGGUGGAGGGAACCAGGAGAACCAACGACAUCAUCAUUGGAGUGAAGGACCCUCGCAGCGCCGACGCGUCCGCCCUCACCAUGUUAACGUCCAUGCCCUAAUCCUGUCCACGUUUCCGCCACGAUGUGCUCUACUGUGUGUGCAAUAACGCAAGCAUAAACUGAAUGUAGACUACUAACACACACACACACACACACACACACACACACACACACACACACACACAUGGCAUGCUGACUCCCAGAGGUCACUAAACUACACAUCAUCCAUGCUGCCUGAAGAUUAAAUUCAGAUCUGGUGUUAAACUUCAUUUCAGGCGAUCUGAUCACAAGCGGACUGGUCGUCAUGGAGACGUGAGCUAAUCACUUUAAAGGUUUUAUUUACUUCUAAAAACUUCAGAAAUUCAGAAUGCUAGUUUACAUGCGUCUCCCAUCACUCAUUGAAUCAAUCAUAUAUUUGUGGUCCUGGGGGGCGGAGCUUCAUAAACACUGGAAUUGUUCAAAUUUCCGACUGUUAGAGACACGAUCUUACCGACCGCACCGUAAAAAUAGUUAUUUUAUUUAGUUAUUCAAUUGCCAAAUAUUAAAAUAAUAAAUCCAUUAAAUGUAUAUUUAUCUCUUUCUCUUUUAUUAUUCUUAUUAUUUAAAUAGAAAUUAAGCGAAUGAAAGAAAACGGUUUGCAAAACAAUGCAUAAAUUUCGUCUUGCUUUUGUAACAAACAAAAAAACCCCACUCUUUUGCAGCAUAGUAUCAGAAGACUCCUUCUAUACUAUUUAAUCAACAUCAUAUUGCACAUAUUACAUGAAAGCGUGCGCCAAAUGAGCCGUUACCAUAGUAACGAUAACGUCUCGGAGCAUAAAUCCGCAGCUGCCGUAGAAAACGAAUCACCUUCCGACCAAUCAGAAUCCAGACUACUUCCGUGGUUUGUUAGUAAAAUGAGCGAAACGUUAACACCAGGUCUGAACAGGUUUCACGUUUAUACACGUGUAGAACAUGAAGGGCUGUUAGGGGGAGGAGCUUAAGUUUAAUCAAAUCAGCCAAUCACCAGUGUAGUCUAAGAUUUCUGUCUUGUGAUGCAGUUCAGUAGGAUUGAGGUGCGGUGACUGGGCAGGUGGUUCCCUGAUAAAUAUCACUCCAGACGUCUGUCUGCUCUCUAAAUAACACACACAGAAUUCAGACGUGCACUCGUCUCAUCGUCUUGUUGUACGGUGAAGUCGGUUCCAACGAGCCGCAGUCCAGAAGGAACCAACACAUGGUUCAGGAUUCCUUUUAGUUUCCAGAACCUUCCCUGCUCCAAAACAACCCCAAACAUUAAACGUCCACCUCCACGUGUGUGUGUGUGGGGGGUGAGGGGAGUCUGAUCACAUCUCCUCUCCUGUUCUCCAUCGUACACAAGUUCUUCUAGUAGAGACACAAAUUUCCCAUUUGGACUCCACAGAACAUUUUUUUUCCUCAGUCUCAAAAAUCAUAAAAGUCUUAAGCGUUUCCAAAUUUUUCACAGGCACUAUACUUAAGCUCCGCCCCCUUUGGACUUGAGCCACCAAUCACACCCUAUAAAUAUGAAUAUUAAUAUUAGUUUGUGGAUUUAUUUCUCUCGUGUACGAUUCGAGGAUUAAAAAAUGUAAAAAAAGAACUGAUGAGAAUAAUGUGGAAAAUGAUCAUGGAAAUUAUUUAAGUGGGAAAUUCUUUUGUUUGUUUGUUUUUUAAAUAAGAAUAUAAAAGUGUAGUGUGGGUGUACAUUUUGCCAAAAUGUUCGAUGAAUUUGCUUUCUCUCCAUCUUUUUUUUUUUUUUUUUCCCUUGAAUAUUUAUUAUUGUUUAUUGCGUGCAGAGUCUAUGAAUAAGAUCUUUACGAGAAGGUUUAAUGUAAAUCAAAAAUGAAGGAUGAAGUUCUUCCUCAGUGGUGUUUUUUUUUUUCUUUAGUGAAUGGAAUGAACGGUUCAGUUUCUACAUAUUUGCACUUUUUCUCUUUUUUUCUUUACAUUAGUGUUGCUUUGAAGGAUGACGUUGCUGUGUGUGUGUGUGUGUGUGUGUGUGUGUGUGUGAGCUGAUUUCAGCGUAGUGUCAAGGACUAAAUGAAGUGUUUUAUUUCCUCUGAUUUUGCAGCACAAAAUGGUUCUAGUUUGGAAUAUUUCAAUAUGUUGAAUAUGAAUGAACUUUGAUUUGCUGUGUGUUUAUUUUUUUUUUCUCUCUCUAAUGUAAUAAAGCUUGCUGUCAUGUUUA